AGCUAUAUUUUGAAGGCCAAGGCACACAUUUCCUCGUCGCAUGUCACUUCCAGGCACCGCAAAGCAAAACAUUACACCAAAGACAGUGCAAAAUAUUUGAGAAAGAGAGAGAGAGAGAGAGAGAGAGAGAGAGAGAGAGAGAGAGAGAGAGAGAGAGAGAGAGAGAGAGAGAGAGAGAGAGAGAGAGAAGAGAGAGAGAGAGAGAGAGAGAGAGAGAGAGAGAGAGAGAGAGAGAGAGAGAGAGAGAGAGAGAGAGAGAGAGAGAGAGAGAGAGAGAGAAGAGAGAGAGAGAGAGAGAGAGAGAGGGAAAGAGAGAGGAGAGAGAGAGAAGAGGAGAGAGAGAGAGAGAGAGGAGAGGAGAAGGAGAGAAGAAGAGAGAGAGAGAGAGAGAGAGAAGAGAGAGAGAAGAGAGAAAGAGAAGAGAGAAGAGAGAAGAGAGAGAGGAGAGAGAGAGAAAGAGAGAGAGAGAGAGAGAGAGAGAGAGAGAAGAGAGAGGAGAGAGAGAGAGAGAGAGAGGGAAUGCAAAAAUUGAUGGCAUAUGAUCAUACAUGGGGCGCUAUGCAGAGAGAGGGAGAUAGGUGGAGACACGGAGAGGCGCUUAUGGCGGGAGCCACGGACGAGAGAGUGUGGCGGGGAGGGAAGGGAGUGGCAUGGCAAGAG
Messenger RNA from Closterium sp. NIES-67, 660 nucleotides. NCBI's taxonomy places the organism in Eukaryota, Viridiplantae, Streptophyta, Zygnematophyceae, Desmidiales, Closteriaceae. The record is from the annotation of a GenBank genome assembly.